Messenger RNA from Menidia menidia (Atlantic silverside), 1464 nucleotides. The record is from the annotation of a GenBank genome assembly. NCBI's taxonomy places the organism in Eukaryota, Metazoa, Chordata, Actinopteri, Atheriniformes, Atherinopsidae.
UGGAUCGGGACCUGGGGUUGUGCAGAGUCGGAGCUGGCUGCGGUGGGCAGCAGGAGGAUGCUUUUCCCCGGGUGUGGAGGCAUCAUUCCCGGCCCCCAGGAGGUGCCCUCGUCCCGGGGCCCCACGGAUGUUUCAGACCUGGGCCUUGGCCUUCAGUCCCUGCGCCUGUCGGGCUGGGACCGGCCCUGGAGCAGCCAGGAAACGGACACGCACACCCCCCCGUCCCAGGUCCAGACCAGCUCCCCCUCCAUGCUAGGCAUCCUGAACAGUCCCUUCAGUAGCAUCCUGGGGAAGCCUCAGGGCUACCUGCCCCACGAGUCCAUGAGCAUGACGGCGGACUUCCUGGAGAAGUUCCCGGGCAUGGCCCGCAUGGCCACCCGCCUGGACUCCAGCUCCUUCCUGGACUCCCGCUCCAGCAGCCCCGAGGACUCUGAGACCAGCGGGUUCAGCUCCGGGUCCGACCACCUCUGCGACAUGCUGUCCACCUUGCGGAUUUCCCCCCCCCUGCCCUACCUGGCGUCGAACAUGCAGAAGGACCUCCUGCGCCUGGGUUCCCGGCUGGACCCGCAGGACUCCAGCUCCCCGCUGACCCCCCCCUCCAGCGCCAGCCCCGGGUCCUCCUCCCUGUCCCGCCGCUGGCGAGCCGGCUCCCCCUGGCCCGGGUCCGACGCGCUGGACCCGGAGGAGACGUUCAGCAUCGAGAGGGAGGCGCGCCUGCACAGGCAGGCCGCAGCUGUGAAUGAGGCCACUUUCACUUGGAGCGGUCAGCUGCCUCCCAGAAACAACAAGGACCCUCUGUACUCCUGCAAGGUCUUUCUGGGGGGGGUUCCCUGGGACAUCACAGAAGCGGGUCUGAUCAACACCUUCAGCGGUUAUGGCCCUCUGACCGUGGAGUGGCCGGGUAAGGAUGGGAAGCACCCCCGCUGCCCUCCCAAAGGUAAUGUGGCCAAAGGCUACGUCUACCUGGUGUUUGAGAAUGAGAAGUCUGUGCGGGCUUUGCUCCACGCCUGCUCCCAGGACCCGUUUCACCCCGAGGACAACCGGGAAUACUACUUCAAGAUGUCCAGCCGCAGAAUGCGGUGCAAAGACGUGCAGGUGAUCCCCUGGGUGAUCUCGGACAGUAACUACGUGCGCUGCCCCGCCCAGCGGCUGGACCCGAGUAAGACGGUGUUCGUGGGCGCUCUGCACGGGAUGCUGAACGCCGAGGCGCUGGCCAGCAUCAUGAACGACCUGUUCGGGGGGGUCAUGUACGCCGGCAUCGACACGGACAAGCACAAGUACCCCAUAGGCUCUGGACGUGUCACCUUCAACAACCAGCGCAGUUACCUGAAGGCUGUGUGCGCCGCGUUUGUGGAGAUUAAAACACCCAAGUUUACAAAGAAGGUCCAGAUCGACCCUUAUUUGGAGGACUCGAUGUGUCAAGUUUGCCUUCGCCAACCUGGACCUUUCUUCUGCAGAGACCAG